This is a messenger RNA of Morchella importuna, 621 nucleotides long. RefSeq lists its product as uncharacterized. The coding region runs from base 1 to 621 and encodes 206 amino acids. NCBI's taxonomy places the organism in Eukaryota, Fungi, Ascomycota, Pezizomycetes, Pezizales, Morchellaceae. The record is from RefSeq and is a predicted model, not a curated record. The transcript has a single exon.
AUGAUCGGAAGCGUCACGCUCGAGGCCGCCCAAGUUGUUGAAAUUACCAACUGGGUCAAUAGCCUUACAAUUUCAAUCCGUGAUGCUCAUGUUAUCCUGAAGCAAAAUGCAUCAACUCCGACGUCCAUCACUCAGGUUCAGUUCAACACAAUCUCCCGAGCGAUGUCCGACAGUAAUAUAGGCUGGACACUCUCAGUGCCUGUCAACAACCUCAUUUCCAAAAUCCUUAAUGGUAUUGAUAUGCGUACCGUGGAUUCAGAUAUUCCGGUGUUCAACAGUGGUCAGCCGCUGGGGAUUAUAGAGCACAAUUCCUUGAUGAUUGUUGACGCCUAUCGUGCUAGGGAGACUGCUAUCAUUGAUCAUAGACUCGCGGCACAGGCGACACUUGAGAGAAUGUUUGGAGUUCAAGACCCGGCUCAGGGAGCGAAGGAGUCAAAUGAUCAAAUUAAAGUGAUGCUUGCACGAGCUAUCUGGCACCCGAUGUCAAUGGAGGAGGAGAGCUACCAGCUUCAGGUGCGACUUUCUCAUAUUGAAGAGAAGUUCAAGUGCGCGAUGAAGGUCCUCUACAAUUCUGAUACUGGGGCUGUACAGUAUUAUAAUAAGAAUCUUGUUCUGUUUUAG